This is a messenger RNA of Megalobrama amblycephala (Wuchang bream), 1440 nucleotides long. Its product is annotated as complement C3-like. Gene Ontology annotation, molecular function: protein binding. The transcript is spliced from 14 exons. The record is from RefSeq and is a predicted model, not a curated record. Bases 16 to 1437 code for a protein of 473 amino acids. Gene Ontology annotation, cellular component: extracellular region. NCBI's taxonomy places the organism in Eukaryota, Metazoa, Chordata, Actinopteri, Cypriniformes, Xenocyprididae.
CCUUACGCUGUAGCAAUGACGUCCUACGCCCUGGCCAAUGCUGACAAACUCAAUAAAGACAUCUUGAUGAAACAUUCCUCAGAAGGAGAAGCCGGUAGGUUUUGGACUGUCGCUGGACGGCCUUAUCACUCACUAGAGGCGACGGCCUAUGCUGUGCUGGCGCUUGUGAAGGCCAAAGACUUCGAUAAAGCAGGAGAGGCAGUGCGCUGGCUGGGCAGACAACAGUCUCAUUAUGGUGGUUCUGGCACCACACAGGCGACCAUCAUGGUGUUCCAGGCUGUGGCUGAAUAUCACACAGAGAUGAAGAAGAAGAACCAACAAAACUUCACUCUGGACGUGGAGCUGUCAGUGGCAGGAAGAAGACCUGUCAGAUGGACUUUCACAAGAGACAAUGUGCAUGUUGCACGAUCAGACAAGGUGGACAUAAACAAGGACUUCAAUGUGACGGCUAGAGGAACUGGAACAGCCACUCUCUCUGUUUUGACGCUGUACUACGCCAGACCUGUUGAGAAGAAGUCUGACUGUACAUUCUUUGAUCUGACUGUUAAAAUGGAAAAAGACUCUGAACCAAAACAGAAAGGAGCCCUUGAAACUUACAAGCUCACUAUGGAUUUCUUCUACAAAAGAGAUGAAACCGAUGCCACCAUGACUAUUCUGGAUAUUGGCAUACCGACGGGAUUUAGGGUGGAAAGCAAAGAUCUUGAAGAGUUGUCCACAGGGAAGGAGAGAUACAUUCAGAAAUUUGAGAUGGACAAAGUGCUGUCAGAGCGAGGAUCCCUCAUCCUCUACUUAGAAAAGGUUUUGCGUAAAGAAUCACAAAGAAUUGCCUUCAGAAUGCACAAGAUUCUUAAUGUGGGUCUGCUUCAACCUGCUGCAGUCACAAUAUAUGAAUAUUACUCACCCAAUGCACGCUGUACAAAGUACUUCCACCCUGAACGGAAAGACGCUGCUAUAUACAGACUAUGUAAGGGAGACCUGUGCCAGUGUGCAGAAGAAAACUGCAGUUUCCAGAAGAAAAACGGUGUUGAAGAUGAUGAGCGUUUGGUUAAAGCCUGUGAAGCUGGCAUGGAUUAUGUUUAUAAAGUCACAGUGGUGGGGAUGGAUCUGGCACAGGACUCUGACAUCUAUCACUUGAAGGUGGACCAGGUGCUGAAAGAAGGCACUGAUGAGGAUGUUGAGGGGAGAGUCAGAUCAUUUUUGGCUCGUCCCAGUUGCAGGGAAGAUUUGGAUUUGUUAGAAGGCAAGUCGUACCUCAUUAUGGGCAAAUCCUCUGACCUGCCAAAGCUAGGAGGAAGUCUGCAGUACAUCUUUGGAGAGCAGACCUGGGUUGAAUACUGGCCCACAAGAGAGGAAAGCCAAAAUAAACAAUACAGGGAUCAAUACAUCGGCAUCUCUGAACUCGAGAAUAGCCUCCUCAAAGAAGGAUGUGCUACAUAAUUA